GGGGGGGGGACAACGUCAUCUCGACCGGAGAAGAGAGAGAGAGAGAGCUUCGUUCACACCACCACCCAUUUUUCUACUGAUGCACGACUCGCGUGAAAAAUGGGCAGCUCAUUUGCUCAGCGCCUUUUUUGAGUCCAGUCUCUUUUCUUCGAAUCACGAUCGCCUCUCUCUCGCUCUCCCUCUUGGAGGGAAAUGGGAUGACAUGGGCUUGUUCACAUCGACCAAGAUCCUCGGCUUUGCUUUAGUGCUCCUGUGUAUGUCGGUGCCGGCGGAUUCGUCAGAUGUGAAUUGCGAGAACGUUUACAAGGACUUUUCCGACUGUGUCCUGGAACUGGGGGAGAGCAUGGACAACUAUCAGGAAAACGUGACCAGCGAGAGGGGAGUGGCUGCCGUGUGCAGCCAUUGGGAAGCUUUCCACACGUGCGCCCUGACGGCGUUGUCCGACUGCCAGCAGGAGGUCAGCUCCAUUUGGGAGACUCUGAGACAGGACUCCAGAAAGAUGCGCUUCCAGGGAAGCUUGUUUGACCUGUGUAGCCCCAGUUCAUCUCCAAGCACGAGCUCGCCUGUCGCCGCGCUGACCUUGCCUCUCGCGGCCGCGUUGCUCACCGCCGGGGCCGGGCCCGGAUGGCCCUUCAUGUAAAGGCGCUCGGUCGCCGAGGAGCGACGCUGGUUUCUACCGAUAUCAAUCUUCCCUAAAGCCAAGGAAAACCACGUGAAUUAUUUAGACGCUAGUAUUUGUUGAUCUGUCUUGGAAGGCAAACGCAGAUUUUUCCCAUAUUAUUAUUAAAAGUCCAACUGAGGAGGUUUUAAAGCAAUGCUUUGGUAAAUUCGCUUUUAAGACACCAUGUAUUACGUUAAGUUUUGCCAAGCUAAAGUGUUCAGAGUCUGUCAAUUGCUUCUCGUACUCUAUGCUCAAUAUGACAUUAUCCACAACAGAUGGUUAGCUUAGCUGACUGAAUGCUUAAAAUAAAUAAAGGCGUAUAGUUCAUUGAAACAAAUAUUAGAAAUUGGCCUGUAAUUGUAGGUCAGUGCUUCAAAGUUGAGGCCCGCAGAGAAUGUUCACCACCUAUCGUUCCCAACUUUUCUUAUCAUACUGAGAUGGUAGUAACACCAGUACGGUAAAACUCCUUUAUGCUAACCAUCUUGUUUUAGCAUUGUCGUGCAAUGCUGCCUGUCACAGCUUCAGGAAAUGAGCCCGUUUUUAACAACGAUUGCUCAUUUACACAGCAUCUUCCUAAAGUGAAAUCCACAAUUCUGUUCAUUUCCUGUGAAUUUACACGUUCUCAAUGGAUUAGCCUUAACGUAUCACAGUACUGACAUGCUUUUACAGUCUAGUCAUGACAAUCAAGCUUUUUGUAACACUACCAUCUAAUUCCAUCCAUACAGUAGGUGUUCUACGCUCCCAUUGAAGAUUUUCUGCAUGCUUAUUGUUCUCUAGCUCUUUACAAAGACGAGUCAAAUAUUUAUCGUGAUACUCAAAGCAAUAGCAGCUGCUUUUGUAACGCAACGGUAUUUUCAAAAUACAAUUUUUGAUAUAAUAAAAGCUGUAGUACUUUCAAUACAUUCAUCGCAAGAUUUGAAAUGGGACCAAAACAAUAAAAUCAUAGGUUUCUCCAUUGAAAUAUUGGAUUUGAUAACUCAUUUAAGUGUUCACAUCGGCUCCAUAAACAAAUCCGCUCCAUAAACUGCUACAGGCGUCGUUAUAAUUAGGACGUUUGCAUAUAUAGAUCCAGACACCAACCAAUUGUCUCAUGGUAUCCCCCCUUUCCAAUGUCCACGGGAUUUCUAUACGUACCAACAGUUGAUCUUUGUCUUUUUUUCCCUCUUGUCAUAGAGAUGCAUGACGGUGUUGUGAUCGUGGCGUUUGAUCUGAGAGCGCAUGAAAAUAUAGCCCAUUCUCACGUCCUUCCCUUCUAUCGGCAUGAUCCGUCUGGUUUCUAUUUGCGAAUGUUACGCAGGUGCUAGCAUGAUGUCAUCCGUUGUAUGUAAGCAAUAGCGACAACUCCAAUUGUCCUCGAGCAUGAACAUUAUGUGAGGACUCAUGUCAUCAUUGAAAUGCUUUGAUUUGAAUUUAGGAAAAACUUUGAAUGUAAAACCAAGUCCGAUGUCUACGGUCUGUUUUUCUUUGCUACCAGAAAAGUGUCAAAGCUACAAGCAAUUCAUAGCAAAGUCACGUGUUUCUAAUAAAGCACCAGCACCCAACCGUA
Molecule: messenger RNA, 2207 nt
Organism: Corythoichthys intestinalis (scribbled pipefish)
Lineage: Eukaryota; Metazoa; Chordata; Actinopteri; Syngnathiformes; Syngnathidae
Product: neuritin-like
Exons: 3
Coding region: 80-640 (186 amino acids)
Biological process (GO): neuron projection extension; nervous system development
Cellular component (GO): plasma membrane
Source: RefSeq, a predicted model, not a curated record